AACACCCAACACUUACGUUACUCAUAUAUUGACAACCGACUUCAUCCCCAUCUCCAUCUUCCUCUUCCUUCUUGGUCUUCAUCUUGGUCUUCCUGUUUUAACACAGACGAUUGAAGGAAGAGAAAAGGUUAAAGAUGGAGGAGCAUCACAGCAUAAGUAUGCUUGAGAUAGCUCGAAUCUAUUAUGAGACGAGCACUCCGUCAACGAACCUCAAGCAACUGGCACGAGACUUUUUCAAUUCAAUCGAUUACGACAAAGACGGAGAAGUGAGUCUGUGUGAAUUCUUGAACUACAUGAAGGAGAAAGGGCUCAUAAACAUGGGAAAUCGAUACGUUUUCAACGCGCUCGACGUGAACGGUAAUGGAAGUCUGGAUUUCAUGGAGGUGAUGGCUCUGUACUACAUCAUUAAGAGUGGAAGACCUUUCUGUGGAGGAUGUGGUAACUUCAUACCAGGGAUGUUCUUCAGUUGUUCGAUAUGUUUCGACAAUGAAGACGACACCUUCAGCGUUUGCCCCAUGUGUUUUAGCAAUGGAAAUAAAAGUUACAUCCAUCAGCACAAGCCUAUCCAUUUCUUGGAUAACUUUGCUUUGCUUGAAGCUAAGAGAAAGGUGGCUAUGGCCACUAGAAAGGCACCUCCCCCAAAAGAUCAUAAGAAAGAGUGGAUGUGGCGGGUCACAUUACUUGAGUCGGGACUCAAUAUGAUUGGCGGUGCAGUUGGCAAUGCGGCUGGUGCUAUCGGUGGCGCUAUGGCUAUGGCUGGCAGCUGUAAUAUUAUGUGAGCGACAUCCACACCAAUUUGUUCUUAAUUUCCUCAUUUUUAUUACUAUAUGAUUGUAAAACUUUAUAAUUAAAACUCCAAAGAAGAUUAAAGUCUUGUUUACGGUUUGUGUGCAUGCAUGUUAAGUUGUACAAUGUAUUAACUCUAGUGUUUGUUUAAUUAUCAAUUUGUGUGCUUUUUUAA
Messenger RNA from Camellia sinensis, 961 nucleotides. Lineage: Eukaryota; Viridiplantae; Streptophyta; Magnoliopsida; Ericales; Theaceae. The record is from RefSeq and is a predicted model, not a curated record.